Mangifera indica (mango) is the source of this 977-nucleotide messenger RNA. RefSeq names its product transcription repressor OFP8-like. Gene Ontology annotation, biological process: negative regulation of DNA-templated transcription. The record is from RefSeq and is a predicted model, not a curated record. NCBI's taxonomy places the organism in Eukaryota, Viridiplantae, Streptophyta, Magnoliopsida, Sapindales, Anacardiaceae. The transcript has a single exon. The coding region runs from base 217 to 768 and encodes 183 amino acids.
AAAAAAAAAAAAAUUCCCCCUCAACAACAUGAGAGAAAAUGGCUCUUACCCAUAAACGCCUUCUCAUUCAAAUCUCCCAAAAGCUUCCACCUUUUAUUGAGAACGACUCUUACCAAAUUAAACACUUUAUCUAUCAAACAAAUCUAUCCAAAAUUUGAAACCUUUCCAACAAAUAAAUCUCAGUUUUCUUUUCUUUCUUUCAGUUUUCUUCCUCCGAUGUCUACAAACAACAAGAAAAGUCUCCUUAAAUCUAUGUUCACAGCCAAUGCAGGCUGUGGAUGUGGCAACAUGAAACCCUCAGAUGUGUAUGACCCAAAACCACGACCCAAGAAAACCCUAAUUUCCCAUAAUAUUAUAAACCCUAGUUCUUCUUCAAGUUCUUGUGAGAAAAACAAUGGUAAAUCAUCGUCAACAUUAAUGGACAGCGAAGACUUCUCUUCCACUUCAUUCUCCUUCAACGCUGAGACCUCCACUUGUACGGAAGACUCAGAGAUUGAAAUGGAUCCAACAAAGCCCUCUCAGCUCCCCAGUCCGUGCCCUAAGAUGGUCGACAGCAUUGCAGUGGUGAAGGAAUCAAAAGACCCGUAUCAGGAUUUUCGGCAGUCGAUGUUGCUGAUGAUUAUGGAAAAAGAAAUCUACAAUAAAGAUGACCUUCAACAGCUUCUCAAAUGCUUCUUGCGGCUAAAUUCUCCUUGCCACCAUGAUGUUAUCGUUCGAGCUUUCACAGAGAUCUGGAAUGCCAAGAAUGUGGAUCAUUCACAAAGCUAGUUUGAUGGUAGCUAGCACAUGUGUGGUAGCAUGUGAGAACUGAUUUCACACGUGGGAAAUGGAUUAGAGGGGGAAAUGAGAUCUUUGAGUUGUAUAAUAAUGGUGGAGGCAAGGGUUUUCAAUUUUAUUUAAUACUAAUGUGAGAUGUCGAUAUAUAUUAUUUGUCUUAUAUUUAUGCUGUGUCAGUUAAUAUCCAAAAAGGUCAUUUA